CUUCUACCUUUGUGUAGAAGUGUUGAACACUUGUAUCUAUCUGGAGAGAGAGAGAGAGAGCAAAGUUUUCUUAACCAUGGCGGCUUCCUUCUUGCUGAGAUUUAUUUUCCCACCACCCCUUUCUCUGUUCAUCACAGGGAUGUCAGUGUUUAGCUUAACAUCCUUAGCUGUUACUGGGUUCUCCGAAGUAAAAGGAAAGCACUUGCAGUAUUCCAAGUUUUGGAAUGUAAAUUCUCCAAACAAUGGAAGAAAGCAAAUUAAAGUUUCUGGCAGAACAGGCAUGCUCAUUCUUUAUACUCCCGCAUUUCUUGCUGGUCUCGCAUCCUUUGUUCUUUUUCAGCAUCAGGAUGUCCGAUUUCUAUUGCUCGAUGCAGCUCUAACCCUUCAUUUCUUCAAGAGGGUCUUGGAGGUGCUAUUUGUUCACAAAUACAGCGGGGGGAUGAUUCUUGAUUCUGUAAUUGUUAUCUCUCUUGGUUACUUCUUGUCAACUGCAACCAUGAUCUAUGCCCAACACCUAACACAAGGGAUCUCAGAGCCACCAGUUGAUUUGAAGUAUUCUGGAAUCUUGCUGUUUCUUAUAGGAGUCAGUGGCAACUUCUACCACCAUUACCUCCUCUCCAAACUGAGGGGAGAGGGUGAGAGAGAAUAUAAGAUUCCCAAGGGUGGUUUAUUUGACUUUGUGAUUUGCCCACAUUAUCUUUUUGAAAUUAUAGGUUUCUUAGGGAUCUCAUUUAUCUCUCAAACAUCCUAUGUAUUCUCUUUCACUCUGGGCACUAUCUUUUACCUGAUGGGAAGGAGUUAUGCCACUAGGAGAUGGUACCUCUCAAAAUUUGAAGAUUUCAGUGAGGAUGUCAAGGCCCUCAUUCCAUAUGUUUUCUAGUUUAAAUAUAUAUUUAAAAGUAAUGUUGUUUGAUGAAUGGGCACCUUCAGUACAUCUGUUAUUCAUGUAAAUUAAUUCACAGGAGUUGUUCACAGCUUGAGGUCUUAGAUAGAUUGGUUAAUGUAAUACUACUGAAUUUUAUUUCUAAUUUGGGAAUGUAUUUUAUGAAUAUAUUGAUGGAAUGUGGAAAUCUGAGUUAUAGGAA
Molecule: messenger RNA, 1085 nt
Organism: Corylus avellana
Lineage: Eukaryota; Viridiplantae; Streptophyta; Magnoliopsida; Fagales; Betulaceae
Biological process (GO): lipid metabolic process
Molecular function (GO): oxidoreductase activity, acting on the CH-CH group of donors
Source: RefSeq, a predicted model, not a curated record